Molecule: messenger RNA, 1885 nt
Organism: Chelonoidis abingdonii (Abingdon island giant tortoise)
Lineage: Eukaryota; Metazoa; Chordata; Testudines; Testudinidae
Source: RefSeq, a predicted model, not a curated record
GGCCGUGGAGCUGGCUGCUUCUGCAGAGGCUCAGGGUGGGGAGUGUUGGGGUUCGUUGAGCCCUGGUCCCUGGCGGGAUCCCCAGUGCCCAGCAGGGAGCCUGGGGAUCUGAACGGGAGCCCAGCCCAGCCCCAGGGGGCAGUAGCAAAGCAGUCCAGCCAGGGAAGAAGGGGGGUCCAAGGCCCGAAGAACAGCUCUCCCCAGGGGCUUCCAAAUCCAGAUGCUUGGAGGCUGAGUUUCCUGCCCCAAAUGGAAGGUUUGGGCUGGCCUCCCCCACGUUGGACCAACACCGCACUGGCUCUGGGGGCCCCAUGUGAUGCUUCUAACAUGUCUCCUUCUCUGCCCCGUCCCUUCCACCCGUCCCUGCCGGUGCCGGCGCCCAUCUCGGCCGGGAGCAGUUUGUAAGUAUGAGCCUUCUGGGACCCCAGGAUCAGCCUCGCCCCCUCCCUGCUGCAUUCCAGGGCCGGGGCUCCCUGGCUCCUCCCAAGCGAGCUGAGUGCUGGCAGAGGGGGCGCUAGGCAGGGGGCCCCAGUGGGACACUAGCACAGAGUGGGCAGAUGGAUUCAGCUCAGGGCUAGUAGUCAGGACUCCUGGGUUCUGCUUCUGGCUCUGAUGCUGGUUCAGUGUUGGGCCUUCACAGCCAGCCCCUUCCCUGGGCCUCAGUUUCCCCAUCUGAUGGGCCUGAAAAUAGUUCCUCCUUCUCUGCACUCACCUAGGCCUGCCCCACUGUCACUGGUCUCUGCACAGGGGCUAAACAUAGUGACUCCCUCCCCCCCCCCCCCCUUCAGCUCCCUCUUCAGCCCCAUGGGAAAGAGCCAUGGAGCUGGCCAGGGGAGAGGUGCCGGCAUCUGUGUUCUGCCCAUGUUUCCCACUGGAGGUGCGCUGAAGGUAGAUCCUCUGCUCUGGAUGAGUGGGGCAGAGAGUGGGGCAAAGGUGGCUCUGCCUGAGCCCAGCAUGGUGGGGAGCAGGGUGAGCGAGGCUGGGCUGGGGGGGCCAGCAGGGGGUCUGAGCCCAGCCCUGCCUCUCCCCACAGACAGCGCUGCACUGGGCGGCCAAGCAUGGCCAGGAGGACUUGGCCUCGCUGCUGGUGGCUGCAGGAGCCGAUGUCAACUCGCGAUCGCUCCCCAUGCUCGGACCCAGCACGGCGGCUACACCCCGCUGCACAUUGCUGCUCUGCACGGGCACCGCCAGGUCAUGGACCUGCUCAUCCAGAGCUACGGUGCCAAGCAAAACGUGCGGGAUUACAGUGGGCACCUGGCCAGACACUACCUGGGAGCAGAGAAGCCGCGGGACCGAGCUGCCACGCUGCCCCAUUUGCCAGCGGUGCGCGGCAGGAACAGGGCGCUGGCCUGUCUGCCCUUGCCCAAGGGCAGUGGCCAGGCCCGGAAGCGCUGGGGCUCUGCCGAGGACCUGACGGAGGAGGAGGAGCGGGGGCAGGCGCAGCACCUCACCGUGCCAGCCUCAUACCGCGCCGUGCGCAAGUUCUCCCGCUAGGGGGGCCGGCUCCCAGCCCCAGCCCUAGUCCCACCCACUGCCAGGGGCUCAGGCAGCCCCGAGGGUGCAGGGUCUGGAGGAGGGCAGUGGAUGGGCCCUGCUAGCGACUGCCCAGCCGGAGCAGGGGCAAGAGGCGCCGUGUUUCCCAAUGUUCAUACUCACACAGCCCCUCCCACAGCUGGAUGCCCCUCAGUCCUGACCUGCAGCCCCUGCUGUCCUGCCCUCGCGCUUCCUGUCUCCACCAACACGGGGCUCACUCGGUUACCGCCCGGCUGCUGGGUCUGCCAGCGCCAUGCACCGUGCCAGGUGCCUCACCCAGCCCCCGGAGCCCCACACCCUUGCCUCUCUGCUUUUUUCUAAUGGAUCCUGACACUGAAAUAAAACACUACGU